AUGAAACUGGAUGAUGAUUAUCGUACUCGAGAGCACCAUCAUCAAAAAGAGCAGGAGCCGCCGUUUACAAUCGAUUUGCUCAAUAUCCCAGCAGCCGAAGAAGCCAAGGCCAAACGGGAGAAUGGCUUCCUGGACGCAGAGCUCUCGGUCGCAAAGCUUGACAGCAUUUAUGACUAUCUGUGGCUUGCCGGACUUCCAGUGCCGCCACAGCCGUUACACUACCAACUGGUAUUGCAGCGUGAGAUAGUCAUCUGUGAGAAGAUGGAUAUGCAUCUGGUAUGCGACCAUGGACGGAUCUUUAUCAAACCUAUUCCGCUGUUUCUGCUGUCUCCUGCCUUUUGGGAGACUAGCCUGCAGUGUGCCGAGGGUUGUGACUGCUUUCACAGUGAGAAUUACAGACAAUGCAAGACAAAGUCGCAGAGGACUAUUGCCCUGGGCUUCCUCUUUACAUACACAGUCCUCAUCUCCUCACAACACGACUUUCGCCUCGCUCAGCAGGUCCAUCUUCUCCCUGACGAACGCGAAGGUACCGGUGUCAACUGGAAUAGCUGGCAGGUCUUCGCCGAGCAGAUAUUAACAUCAUCCUCAGCCUCUAUCUACGAGGACAUCCACCGCCGCUUCCAUUACGGCGAACUCCGCGCAAACCGCCUAAACGCAAUCUGUCUACUAACCAGACAAAUGUACUUCCUCGACCAAUGGUCCGACUACAACCGCGCUGCCUGGCUCACCACAACGACUAUUUGUUUUGCACUGGCGCUUUCCGCAAUGCAGGUGGGGUUGAUGACGGAGCGGCCCGAUGAGGGCAGAACGUACAUCAGAGUGGCGCAUUGGUUCAGCGUUUCGGCAAUUAUUGGGGUCAUUGUUGGCGGUGUCCUUAUCGCUUCUGUUACUGUUCUAGUUGAGCUUGUUAAUUGGAGGGUUCAGAAAAUGAAGGCCAGGCGGCGGUUCAAGCUUAUUAUGGGGGCAGUUGCUGAACCCCGUCUUCAAACGACUGCGGCAAGGCAGGGACUUGCAUAUCAUGUUUCCCCCCGAAGGAGAUGA
This is a messenger RNA of Aspergillus versicolor CBS 583.65, 1041 nucleotides long. RefSeq lists its product as uncharacterized. The transcript has 3 exons. Lineage: Eukaryota; Fungi; Ascomycota; Eurotiomycetes; Eurotiales; Aspergillaceae. Bases 1 to 1041 code for a protein of 346 amino acids. The record is from RefSeq and is a predicted model, not a curated record.